Pelodiscus sinensis (Chinese soft-shelled turtle) is the source of this 9029-nucleotide messenger RNA. The record is from RefSeq and is a predicted model, not a curated record. NCBI's taxonomy places the organism in Eukaryota, Metazoa, Chordata, Testudines, Trionychidae.
CGCUGUGCCCGCCGGCGCGCCUGCCCGGGACCCUGGCACCAGAGCGCUAAACAAGCCACUUCUGCAGAGCACCACUGAAAUGCAGACACCUCUGAAGAGAAGGACAGCAGCCAGUCUUGCAACGCACUUCAUGGCAAUGAGGAAGAAGGUAUGUUGGCACUUCUCUUUCAAUAAGAAGCACAGAUGCGUGGAAAUUAAAACUGGGCCCAAAGCCGCAACAUUCUGAACCACCUGAAAGUUCCAGGGUUCUGGUAAGGCCCAAUGCAGAUGGGGACCAGUUUGGUUUGGAUUUAGGAAGAUUUGGGUCUGACUCGAACCUAAAGAACAGGCUUCCAGGGGGAGCACCUGUGCAGCCACUGUCUGGUAGACAGGCAUGAGGGAAGAGGCCCAUUGGGAAGAGCUCAAUAUAUGCACUCAGCACCUGAGAAGAAUCCCAGAGGAAUCAGGGCACAGCUCUUACCAGGAGGGCGAGGGGAGUAAAGUCUGGCACACGCUGGUGUCAAAACAGGUCAACAGCGAGCCACUCUGCUGACAGCAACGUGGUAGGGAGAUGCCUGGGCGUUGGAAGCUCUUUGCAGCAUGCUAAGGAGACGUAACCUUCUCACCACACUCCUGAUCGUCUUGCCAUGGGCCCUGCUCCUAACCUUGUGGCAUCAGUACCCAGCCACUCGCUACCUCAUCCUGCUGAGAAAAGAGACCGAUGAAAAUGCAACUGCUAAAGCUCACUUCAACAGCACAUCCCCACUGAGGGAAGAAGGGCUCCCAUCAUGCAGCUGGCAGCAAGCCUCAGGGGUGGCUCCAAAAGUCAUCCAGAACUAUGUGUAUUCCCGCCCUCCCCCUUGGUCGGACACUCUCCCAACCAUCUUUGUAAUCACACCCACUUACACCCGGCCAGUGCAGAAGGCUGAGCUGACCCGGCUAGCCAACACCUUCUUACAUGUGCAGAACCUGCACUGGGUGGUGGUGGAGGACUCGCCCCGGAGGACCAACCUGGUGUCCAACCUGCUGGAGAAGGCAGGGCUCAAUUUCACACACUUGAAUGUGGAGAGCCCCCAGAGCCUGAAGAUGGGUGGAGCCUUUAUCCCAACCCACAAGCCAAGGGGGACAUUGCAGAGGAACCUGGGGCUGCACUGGAUAAGAAACAGCUUCAACAACACGCAGCCACCAGAAGGGGUGGUGUACUUUGCUGAUGAUGAUAACACCUAUAGCCUGGAGCUCUUUGAGGAGAUGCGCUAUACAAGGAGGGUAUCCGUAUGGCCAGUGGCCUUCGCUGGGGGUCUGAGGUACGAGUCUCCCAUAGUGAGCCCAGCGGGGAAAGUGGUGGGCUGGAAGGUGGUUUUUGACCCUAACCGGCCCUUUGCUAUUGACAUGGCUGGAUUUGCAGUCAGCAUCAGACUGAUCUUGGAGAGGCCUCAAGCCACUUUCAAGCUGGAGGGAGUAAAAGGAGGCUACCAAGAAAGCAGCUUGCUGAAGGAUCUGGUGACUUUGGAUGGACUGGAGCCCAAAGCAGCCAACUGCACAAAGGUUUUGGUCUGGCAUACCAGGACUGAGAGGCCAAUGCUAGGUAACGAAGGCAAACAGGGAUUUUCCGACCUAAGAAUGGAGGUGUAAAUGGAGAGACAGCCCCACGCUGGGCACAGGAGAGUGUACUGCCAUGAUGUGUCAACAGCAGCCUCCCACACCACCAGCUCUGCUCAGCACUUUGUUGAAACCUUGAAGGAGUGCCCAGGUUGUGACCAUGUCUAACAACAUCCUCACUGCCCCAGAGUCAGUAAAAACCAGUGAGAGAGCUUAUGUGGUGCCUUGUGACCAUACAGAAUUUCACCUUUGACUCUAUGUACUGGCCACCAGUCCCUCACUGCAAGAGCUUUCCUGGGUCCUGUGUUUUCAACCAUUUGUUGGAAGAUGACUUUAUCAGAUCUGUGUUGUGCCGUCUCUGGGCUGAAGCAACAGCAUCCAGGUUGUCAAGCCAGCAGAACAUUCAGUGUGAAUCCUGGGUCCCCAAAAAACAUCUGUUGCGAGGACAUGAAACUUAAGCUGCUGUAAACUAUGACAGUCCAGAGGAGGGAGAUCUCACCAAAGCACAAGGGAAAAUCCACCAGCAUAAGAUAGGGUUAUUUUCAAAACUCCAUGAAAGCAAAUCCAACUCAAGGGGGUGUUCCACUGAAGACUCAAUGCUUGGCAGAACUGUCUUUGUUUGAGAUGCUCUUGUCCAUUACACACACUUGGCUCAAGGUCUAAGUAAAAGCCCUUAAUUCUGCAUUUCGGGGCUCAAGGAGGCAUGUAGGCAUCUCCUCUGAGAAUCUGGGUGCCUCGCUGCUGAUUUGGGAACCUCAAAAGAGAGCUGGGUUUCAUGUUUGGAAACUGGGGUCACAGUGUGUCCUGUGCUGAGUUCUUUGGAUAAACACCUUCUCCCAUGCCAGGGAGAGAGAGGACUUUACCGCACCUGUGCUUAGGCUGCCUUGUUGUAUGAUCUCUCAGACACUGGAAAGCAGGGUGGACUUUAAAGCCCUGGCUCUGGCAUUGGAAUCCUUGUUGCACUAGUAUGAGCCAUGGACUUGAUAAACAGUCUUGGAUCAUAUAUGUGGAAUUCUUCUCCAGACUUCUCCAGAUUUUAGCGGGAGGACAGUGCUCAGUGGGAGGAACCGUAAGCCUCUAAUCAUCCUGAGUAAGAAGGUCCAAGGGAGAGAGAACACCACCCCCAAGACCCAAACCUUAAGGAACUGGAAGUGGGGAGUGAGUAAAUGGCAACCAAACAGCAGUGAAAGGGAUGAGGACCAAACUUUGAGAAGAAUGUCUGACAGGGUAUGCAGGGAAGAAACUGUGUCCAGAGCAAACCUCCCAGAGCAAACCUCAUUCCCCUGGAGGGGGCAGGACAUAGGCAUCCUGCAGAAAAUUGAAAGAAAGAAGAGGCAAUAGGAGCCGAUGCUGAGCAAGAUUUAAAGCACAAGUGUAUGUACAGUGUGUGGGUGAGGAUUGCUAUUCAGACUUCUACAGGAAGUCCUUGAACAAUCCUAAAAAUAUCCUUUGAUCACACCUUGAAAAUAAUUUUCUCUCACACCAUAAAAAAACAACUCCCUCAGCUCUCAAAAUGCAUUGAAGCUUUUCAGGGCUGGGGGAAUUGGAGGACAUCUUACGAGCAACUGAGCCACCCCCUCCCCAAACAUUUGGGCAGGCAGAUUUAUCUAUUUGUGACUUAUUUAAAUUAUGGUCCUUUUCUGCCUAUUUCCUGUUUUUUAGCCUGAAUCAUCUGACAUGUUUAUAAAGAAAGAGAUUUUUUUUCCUGUCAUCCCACACUCUUCCAGCUCUCACCAAGGAAUGGCAGAUCUUCCAUUCACUGUUGAAAUGUCAUAUGUUUCUUGUUCCCUGGGGUUUUUCUAACUCAGGUCUUUAAUCAGCAAAAUAAUCAGAAGCACAGUAAUGAGGGGAGUAAAUUAUAAGGGAAGGAAAGAUGCUUUAUGUGAGAACUACAGGCAGCGUUAAGAGUGUGUCAAGUUUUCCCACUCUUCCUGCAGUUGCAGGCUUGGCAGAAUGUGAGUAGGUGACUGCCCCAGACAGAACACACCUGCCUGUAGAAUACUGGGACGCUCCUGAGAAAAGACCCAUUAAAAAAAUACUUGAGGAGCAGCUAUGGGGCUUGUCCCACUCUCAUGAAAGCUGGUAGCAAAAUUUCCAUUGCUCGCUUUGAUGGGAGCAGGCGCAAAGGGGAAAGCGGAGGAGAGAUGAAACGUCUGAACAGAAGGCAUGAGAAGUAAUGUAAUGUGCAGCAAAUAGAGAAACAGAGAGAGGCCCUAGUUUGAGUUUGGAGGGUGUCGGGCCAAGGUCCAAAUGGGCCAAUGUUCACAUCACUAACAGGCCACCAUUUUGGCUAUCUCAUUUGGAAACGAAGAAGUGAAUAGGCCUUGGAGAUUAAACUCUUUGCUUGCUCCUAGAAAGAGGUCUUCCAGGGCAGGGUGUGGCACAUUGUAUAGUGGCUAGCCGGAAUUUAGAGAGAGAGUCUCUAGGGUCAUUGGUUGUCUGGGCUCUGUGAUCCCUCCCUCACCUAAGUGGGUGGGCCUUUCACUGUGGUAGGCCCAACCUACCAAUCCCAGUCAUCACAUAGACUGGCUCCUUUCACCAGCAUUAGGUUGACACCAGCAUUAAAAAGAGAAAGUGAUCGCCUUGGUGCCUCAUUAAUUUGUGUUAUUAAUGAAUGAGCAAGAGAAAGGAAAUAAAGGAGCUGAUUUAACAUCUUUCAUUUUUCCAUGGAUGAGGAUGUCCCUCCACUAAGAGGCCAGGGUCAUUGUCAAGAGGAAAAGGAAGUGACAUUAUUCAGUAAAAGCCGUUAAGGAGAAUUGUAGAAUCUGAUUAAAAUCUUGCUUAAGGUCCUAAGUAAAUCAAUAGAGUUGCUUUGAAUGGAAUAUCUAGUGAAUGUUUCCAUCUAGGUUCUUACAUGGCUCACAUCACCAUAGUAACUGAGCAUCACCCAGGCACUGCUGAUAUUUUAUUUUCACUGAAACCCUGCGAGAAAGCAAAGUAUUUUUCCCAUUUUAUAUGUGGAGACACAGAGAGACUGAGGGCAGCACUAUACUAUAAACUUCUUGCUAGCAUAGCUGUGCUGCUCAGGGGUGUGACAAGGUCUCAUCUCUCACUGACAGCUGUGCUGGCCACAGGGAGAUGCAAUUAUACCAGCAAAGCUGUGCUUCGUCUAGUAGAGCGUAGCUCACUUGGGAGGCUGGAAUGAGCAAUAUCAGCAAAAGUAUAAUUGUUACUCAUGGGAGGGACACAAAGGGGGGCACCAGCUAAAGGAGGCACAUAACCUCCUCACGUGACUGCCCCACCCACAGCCUGAGGCCCCCGCACUGUCCCUGUUCUCUCCCCCUCCUGCGUUACCUUCUGAGCCACACGGUUGUCCAGAACAGCAGCAGCGAAAGGAGCAGAACCUGGGGCUGCUGGGGUAGUGCCCCAGCCCUUCCACACAGCUGCAUCUGCUGGCAGCUGCUCAGCCCCACCGGAGCACAGGGCUGGGGGCAGUUCAGCUGUGCUGGAGCAGCUGCCUGUGCAGGGCCCUGGCUCCUGGGAGCAGCAGCCCCACGUGGUGCUCCUCUCACCAUUGUGGUUCCUGGAACAGCCCUGUAGUUCAGACUCUCCGGAUAACCAGAGCAGCAAAAGGAGCAGAAUGCUGGCAGCUUCUCCAGGGUAGUUGUUCCAGGUACCACCCUCAUCCCUAUCCUCCAGCAGGGCUAUACAGACCGUGGAGACGCAGCUGGGUGGAAGGGCUGGGGGCAGUACGACUGCACUGAAGGAGCUGCUGGCAUGGGGCCACCAUUCUUCUCCUUUCCACUGCGGUCCCUUGCUUAAUGUGGUCCUACCCCCAGCAUCUGUCCACACUAGAAACUCUUUGCCAGUAUAGUAUGCAAGAGUAGCUGUACCAACAAAGUGUUCCUUAAGUAGGCCUGGCCUGAGGACUUCUCUGCACUAGAAAGAUUUGCCGUUACAACUAUACCUGUGUAGUUAUGCUGGUAAACCUUCCUAGUGUAGACACAGCUUAGGCCACAGACUGUGUAACGCUGUAGGCCUGCUGCUCCCCUUGGCUGCAAAUGGUGAACUACAGCCAAAGGGAGCCGCAAGGCUCUGUGGCUGCGGAGCCGAUAAGUAAACAAACUGGAGCGGUCCGUUAGCAGCUUUCUCAAAGUGGGUCUGUGGCCCACUUUGAGAAACACUGGCCUGCAGCAAUGGAAGGGAUUUUUCCAUUGCUGUAGAAAAGCUACCUCUCUGAGCAAUAGUAACUAGGUUGACAAAAGCGUUCAUGAGAGAAUCGUAAAUGUAUAGCAACAUAGGGCUAGAAGGGACCUCAGAGAUCAUUAAGUCCAGCCCCCUGCACUGAGGCAGCACCAAGUAAAUCCCUCCAUUGGCCAAGCUGCAUCUACAAUGUGGGGUAAGGCUGGCAUAGCUACCACACUCAGAGCUGUGCAUUUUUGAGACCCCUCAGUGCCAUAGCUAUGUUGGUCUAAAUGUUAAGUAUAGACCGAGCCUUCUAUGACCAAAAAAAAAAAAUCCUUUUGCUGGCAGUUUAGACCAGUGCCUCUGUCACGAUCUGAGCCUCCCCUCAGAUCUACAGCCGUGUCAUCAUUGGGGUCAAGGCAUAAAUCUCCUUCUCCCCUGCGUGCUCACCCGCCCCUGCGUUUCUGUUCUUGAGGUCUCUGUGUCUUUCCUUUUCUUUUCUUUCCUAUUCGUUUGUGGCGCUCCCAGUGGCCGGCCCUACUGGACGCCCGCUACCACCAGGCCUCUGCCUAUGGCACCACCCAACGGAAGAGAGGGGGACCUGGGCCCUCCCUCACUCCAGGUCUCGACCCAAGACCCUAAGGACAGGGACACCACUCCCUGCCCGGUUGUUGGGGCAGCCGCCUUAACUCACCAACCCUCUAGCGGCCUCCUGGCUCCAAUGCUCAGUCCUGGGUCACUUCCUCUCCCUCGUCACGGCUCGUUGCUGGGCCUGGCUCCCAGCGGCUCUCCGUCUCCUUCUCCUGUGCACUCACCCCCUCCGGGCCUCCUUUAUACUCCCCACUGCUCGCCGGCACCGGGCCCCUCCAGCUUCCAGCACCUCUCCUGACGUCAUCCCAUGCAUCGGUGUUACCCCACAGGGCGGCUCCGGAGCAGGUGGCACACGUCUGCUGCGCGGCUACGUCUUCCCCGCAAAAAGCCGCUGCGGGACUUUUGGGGGUGCAGGGCUCAGGGACUGCCGCGGUGGCAGCCAUCCCCGUGGCCCCAUCACAGCCUCCCAGACUACUAUACCCUUCUCAGGAAUCUGAUUUGUUUUGUGUACCUCCAAGUUUCACCUCACAUAAAAACAACUUGCUUACAAAAUCAGAUAUAAAAAUACAGAAGUAUCACAGUACUGAAAAAUUGCUCAGUUUCUCAUUUUUACCAUAUCCGUAUAAAACUAAUCGAUUGGCAGGGCUCAACAAUUAAUACAAUCUACUCGCUCGUGGUGAGUAGAUUGUAACCCGGAAGAGCCGGGUUCGGGUGAUCUGCGCAUGCGCAGAUUGCCGGACAGCGUGGCUGGCGAGCGGGGCUCACCGUGGUUUGGUGAGCCCUGUCGAUUGGAAUAUAAAUAUGGCACUUACAUGUCAGCAUGUAAUGUAUUGAAUGGUAUAAAACAAGUCAUAGUUUGUAUGAAAUUAUAGUUUUUAUUGAUUUUUGCCAGUGUUUUUACGAAGCCUAUUGUGAAACUUGGCAAAUAACCAGGUGAGAUGAUGUAUACCCUGGAAGACCUCUGUGUACCCCCAGUAGUACACAUACCCCUAGUUGAGAACCAUUGGUUUAUGCCAGUCUCCCAAGAAAAAUAAAUUACACCAGCAAAAGGACUUUUCCAUUAUAUUACUCUGUCCUACAGGGCUUUUGCUGGCAUAGCUGCGUAGGCAAAAAUCACACCCCUAACCAACAUAGCUAAGCCUCUGUGGUGGAGCCAGUAGUUGCAUCACACUACAGUCUAGUCUGGGGUUUCAUAAUCACAAGAUCAUUUUUUCAGUCUGGUACCUAACAGACAUUUGAAACUAUCUAGUUGUUUCUUCAUAGAAGAUAGCAAGGGUGGCAUGCAGUGCUAGUAGGAACUGAGGUGCACACACAAAGGUGAAGGACUGGAAGAACAAGAGGUACCCCGUGUUAGGAUGGCAGCUUUUUGGGAAGAUCCCAAGAGCAGAACAACAGUGAGUGCUGCAGGUCAGGUUUGAGAUACAUAGUCAUAGUUGGGAAGGGUGGGAACAGGGCUGGAAUAACAAGGGAAACUGUGUGUCUGGCUUGCAGUGCUUAAAGGUGUGGGGAAGACAUCUCAGCCCCUAGAUUUACAUAGCAUAUGUUUAUGUUCUCUACAAUGCACUGGAUUCACCAAACAAUUAAUGCCAUUAACAUUUCCUGUUGUAAUAGCAGAAAAUAAUGUUAACAAGAGAGGGAGAAUGGCAAGGAAAUCAUUUGCAAUGGUGGUUUGUUUAUAAUGAAUGAUACUGGGGCAUUAUUAAAUGUGCUGUGAAAUGUCAGUACAGAACUGUUGGCCUGCUUACAGUGCAAGCAGCUGCUUCCUUCCAAGAAACAGGCAGUGACUUUGAAACAGAGAAUAAACUGUGGAGGGAGUCUCUGUUCUAAGUCAGAAGAUUCCCAAGGUCCUUCUCUUGAGUGAAGUCUUCACGAGGCAGGUGCAAGGAAAGAUAAUAUACAGUUUUCUUCCUGUGGGGCUGUGGAGGCUGGAGGUGUGAAGAGGUUGGGGGGUAAGAUGAAGGGAAAUGUGGUUACAUUGUUGAAAUUCCUCAGGUCAUGACUUCUCCACCUCGGCACGAUCAUAAGGUGAUAUAAUCCUCAAGGCUGGACAUCCACAACUGAAAGUGGCCCAUAAAGGAGCCGCUCAGAGAUGCAAACCAGAGUUGGCUUGCUUACUCCUAAGAAGCCUUCACUGAUGAACCUGACUUCACUCGGGGAGGGGAUAAUAUCAUUAAGGAAGUGGAUCAGAGGAAUAUGGAAGGGUAAAGAGACUCUGCUCUGAAGUACUAGAUGAAGCAGGAGGGAUCAGAAGAGGAUCCGUGGAGCUGAACACCUCUCCAAAAUCGUUCUCCCUUCAGUUCUUCAUUUCACUGCAUUUUGUAUCUGUUUUGGUUUACUCCACUGACUGCUCUAGGAGGAAGGCCCAUCUCAGGCCCCAGGGAUUGGCAAAGAAAUGCUAAAGCAGUAAAUCCCAAACUGUGGGCCACAGAGCACUUGGUCUAUGGUGAGCUGACUUCUUCCAUGGUUCUAACAUUCCUCAAUUUCCACCUGCUGCUAAAUCAGAUUAAAAUAAGUUAAAAUACAGUAACUACUUUCAUAAUGUAACUUUUCUCUGCAAGCAAUUGCUGUGAUUUCCCCAAGAGUGUUCCACAAUUGUAAAUCAGAGAGUUGGAUCAAGGCAACUGCAAACUGGAGAGGAAAGCUGGCUGGUGGUGGUGUGAAUGAGGAGGUUGAAGGUGGGGCUGCAUCCAUGUUCUCUGUAAGCUGUGUGCUUGUGCAGCUGCUCAAGAGAGAUU